This is a messenger RNA of Telopea speciosissima, 1835 nucleotides long. Its product is annotated as F-box protein At5g06550. The transcript has 2 exons. The record is from RefSeq and is a predicted model, not a curated record. Gene Ontology annotation, molecular function: protein binding; cis-regulatory region sequence-specific DNA binding. Bases 41 to 1594 code for a protein of 517 amino acids. Gene Ontology annotation, cellular component: nucleus. Lineage: Eukaryota; Viridiplantae; Streptophyta; Magnoliopsida; Proteales; Proteaceae.
AACUGCAGUUGCAGCCGGAAAGCUUCGCUACAAGCCUACAAUGCUAAGCUGCAAGAGGAGCCUAUUGAACCAGAUUAUGAGGAGAACGAAGAAGAAAAAGAAGAAUACGAGAAAGAGGACUCUUAUUAGAAACCAGAACCCUCAACUUGAGGAAGAAGAAUCAGCAGAAGAAGAAGAAGAAGAAGAAGAAGAAGGCGACAGAGGAGAUGGAUUCAGCUUAAAAAGCUCUGCUCCUUCGCACAGUCAUGGAGUCCAACCAUUAGGCAAUCUCCUGUUAAGUGCAUCCAACUGCAACUCCAGGAAUACAGGCCUUGGUAAUCUCCGAAUCCUCACUGAUGAACUAGUCCUUGAUAUUCUAGGGUUUCUGGGUGGCUCCCAUUUGGGUGUUUUAGCUACAGUGAGCAAAUCGUUCUAUGUUUUCUGCAACCAUGAACCUCUUUGGAGGAACCUCGUUCUAGAACAUCUUAAAGGAGGGUUCUCUUUUAGCGGGUCUUGGAAGUCGACUUACAUUUCUGCUCUCUAUCCUUCUUUUCCUGUGUUGACUAGCGGUUCCUCUGAUUUGAAAGUUAGAGACUUCUAUUCUGACUAUCUUUUCCAGAGUUGGCUCUGUGCAAGCCUUGAAAUGAAACAAGAAUGGCUCGAGAGGAAUAACAUUGAGCGGAGGAGAGGAAUUUCGGUUGAGGAAUUUGUAUUGAAUUUUGAAGAACCGAAUAAGCCAGUGCUAUUGGAAGGGUGUUUGGAGAAUUGGGCUUGUUUGGAGAAGUGGGACAAGGAAUAUCUUAUUCGGGUUUGCAGGGAUGUUAGAUUUUCGGCGGGUCCAGUCGAAAUGAAGCUUGAGGAUUACUUUAGAUAUGCAGAUAGGGUGAGAGAGGAAAGGCCAUUGUACCUAUUCGACCCAAAGUUUGCUGAGAAAGUUCCCACAUUAGGUUCAGAUUAUGAAAUUCCAUUGUACUUCAGAGAGGAUUUAUUUUCUGUUUUGGGAGAUGAAAGGCCAGAUUAUAGGUGGGUGAUUAUUGGACCAGCAGGGUCAGGUUCCUCAUUCCACAUUGAUCCAAAUUCAACUUCAGCUUGGAAUGCAGUGAUCAAGGGAUCUAAAAAGUGGGUCCUGUUUCCUCCUGACGUGGUUCCUCCAGGGGUUCAUCCUAGCCCAGAUGGUGCUGAGGUGGCAUGCCCUGUUUCUAUCAUAGAGUGGUUCAUGAACUUCUACGGAGCAACCAGGAAUUGGAAAAAGAGACCGAUUGAGUGUGUUUGCAAAGCCGGGGAGGUGAUUUUUGUGCCUAACGGAUGGUGGCAUUUGGUGAUCAACCUUGAGGAAUCCAUAGCCAUAACACAGAAUUAUGUCAGUCGGAGGAAUUUGGUAAACGUCUUGGAUUUUCUCAAAAGACCAAAUGCAAGUGAGCUUGUAUCUGGAACAAUAGACAGGAUAAAUUUGUAUGACAAGUUCAGGAGUGCUAUUGAAGCUUCUUUCACUGGAACAAUUGAACAGCUUGUGUCAAAAGCUGAAGAGAAGGCAGCGAAGCAGAAAAAACCAUCCUUCUGGGAAUCUGUAACCGAUGCGAAAGUAGGUGAGUUCAAGUUUUCAUUUGGCAGCUAGGACGGCCACAACAAAAGCUUUUGGUGGUAAUCUUGGAACCUAGUCAUUGUUAUUUUUGAACAUGAGUCACAGGACAACUCUGAUUAAAUACAUAGAAAGUAAAUUGUUGUUGAAGGGAGAGAAAAUGGUGAAAAAAAAACAGAAAAGAAAUGAUUACAUUAUUUUAUUCUAUUUUGUUGUAUUUCAAUUGUUCUUACAGUUAGUACCAAACUAAUUGUUUUUACAAUUAUGUAAUCGUUUU